GGGUGUCUCCAUGUGACUUGAAAAAGGCAACAUAGACACAAUCUCUCCCUCUCUCUCUCUUUGCUUUCCUUCUUCUUCUUCUUCUUCUUCGUCAAAACACUAAAGAAAAUGAACCAGAGCUCCCAUGGCUUGUUCUUCAUUUUCCUCCUCCUCUCCCAAUCAGCCACUGCACGUUUCCUACCAACCAAACAAGGUUUUGAAGAAACCCACAACAAGCUCAGCCAUGGAAUGAUCCAACCAGAUUCAUGGCCAGAUUUCCCCCAAAUCAUAAGAGAAGAAGAAGAAGAUGAAGAAUGGGAGAAGAGAAGGAUGAUGUUAGAAGCACACUUGGAUUAUGUUUAUACACAAAAUGAGAAGCCUUGAAUUAUGUUUAUACAAUUUUCAUUUUUUUUUUCUACUCAAGAUAUGUUUUAUGCACAUAUAUCAAAAAUAUUACAACAAAUGUUGAUGUUUUCAUCAUCAUUUCAUAAUUAUAUGAGGAAUAUAGUAUUGUUUAC
Molecule: messenger RNA, 497 nt
Organism: Cucurbita moschata (crookneck pumpkin)
Lineage: Eukaryota; Viridiplantae; Streptophyta; Magnoliopsida; Cucurbitales; Cucurbitaceae
Product: putative phytosulfokines 6
Exons: 3
Coding region: 109-363 (84 amino acids)
Biological process (GO): cell population proliferation
Cellular component (GO): extracellular region
Molecular function (GO): growth factor activity
Source: RefSeq, a predicted model, not a curated record